AGGAGCCUCAUCCGUGCAUCGCGGACCUCUCGGAUCACACCCCCCGUCCGCAUCUCUGCAUCUCAGUACAACCUCACUCGUCCCGCUCACUCAUUCACUCACUUCAAACGAGUGUGUGUGUCCCUCACUCACACACUUACGCGUGCCCUGUAUCACACACUCUCACACACACCCGCGGUUUAUAGACCGCGGUGUAGCCUUCCAAGAUGCGUUUCCACUGCAUGCCCCUCCUCUACGUCCUCUCCUUCUUCCUACUCGUCUCAGCCCUCUUCUCCGUCCUCCUCUCACUAGCCCCCUGCUUCGUCAAGUCCAAGAACCACUGCUACCGCGGCUAUGAAUCCCACUACUCCUUCGACGUUGACAAGGCCGACCACGCCGAAUGGAUGAAGGCCAUCCCGGAUGAGGCCAACCUCACCUCACUCUCGAUCCCGGGCACCCACGACACCCUCACCUACGACCUCACCAACCAGGUCUUCCAAUGCCAGAACCACAACCUCUCGGCCCAGCUGCACGCCGGCAUGCGCUACCUCGAUAUCCGGGGCCGCCUCGUCAACGACUCCAUAGAGAUCUACCAUGCCUCCAUGUACACGGGCCACUCCUACACGGAAGUCCUUCUCACCCUCUUCGACUUCCUCGACGACCACCCCAGCGAGACCAUCGUCAUGCGCCUCAAGGAGGAGGGCAGGCCCCUCGGCACAAAUAGCAUGACCUUUGAGGACGCCUUCAACUACUACCUGCACAACUCCACCGCCACCUCCCCCGGCGCCAAAUCUCACUUCCGCAAGCACAACCCGCGCAAACCCUACCCGACCCUCGGCGCCCUCCGCGGCAAGAUCUUUUUGCUGCAAAACUUCCCCUCCAAGGGCCCCGAGUCGCCCUACGGCGUCAUCUGGGAGUCAGCCGACAUGGUCCUGGAGGACCUCUGGAUCAUCCCCAACGUCGAGCAUCUCUACAUGAAGUGGGAGGCCGUCGAGAACGCCCUCCGCCGCGCCGCCACGGCCAAACCGCACGCUAACCGCGUGCUCUACCUCGCGCACCUGAGCGCCAGCGUCGGCGUGCUGCCCAUCGAGGCCGCGGCAGGGAACCUGAACCGGACGGUGGCCGGCAUCAACGACCGCACCGGCGACUGGCUCGCUGCGACGGCGGACCGGGGGGACAGCGGGAAGACGGGUAUCGUCAUUAUCGAUUUCCCCGGCAAGGAGCUGGUGGAUCUGGUGCUGGCGCGGAAUAGACCGCUAACGGACCGGAGUGCCGAAUUGUGAGAGGCCCCGAAUGUAGAGCUAGAAGUGUAACCUCACCCCUGGAGCGGAUUUUGUCGUAUAUCAAGCGUAAUACCAUUGU
Molecule: messenger RNA, 1341 nt
Organism: Colletotrichum acutatum
Lineage: Eukaryota; Fungi; Ascomycota; Sordariomycetes; Glomerellales; Glomerellaceae
Product: phosphatidylinositol-specific phospholipase C
Exons: 1
Coding region: 207-1262 (351 amino acids)
Biological process (GO): lipid metabolic process
Molecular function (GO): phosphoric diester hydrolase activity
Source: RefSeq, a predicted model, not a curated record